GUUACGCACAGGGUCACGUGACAAAACAAGGAAGCGCCGAUCCGGUAAACAUAGCAGGACGCAGACAGUACAGCGUUUUAGACAAUAGUCCCAUAAUUUAUCAUGUCUGCAACGAACCAAAUACCAUGACACUGCGUGGAAACGUUUCUGUUCGUGUUCCCGCUGUUUUAUUGUGUUUGUUUUCCGGAGUUUUGUCGGGGUUUUCCUCACGAGCCGAACGGGAACAAACUCUGUGUCUGAACGGUAAAUGGAGUCUUUCAAACGCUAACGGUUCUCUGUCGCUGCCUGCAGAGGUGCCAGGUUGUGUUCACUCAGCUCUCCAGCAACAGGGAUACAUCCGGGAUCCGUAUUUCAGGUUCAAUGAUGUGUCUUAUCGUUGGAUUGUCUUUGACAACUGGACGUACACGACCACAUUUCUGGGCUCCCCCCAUCUGAGGGCCAGACAGAAGGUGCAGCUCGUGUUUGACGGUGUCGACACUGUAGCUUCCAUCCAGCUCAAUGGAUUCGAUGUCGGGAAGACGGACAACAUGUUUCGUAGAUAUGUCUUCCCAGUCAGAAACGUGCUGAAGGACGGGGAGAACGUGCUGAAAGUCAGCCUGUCCUCUCCGGUUCUUUACGCGUCUGAGCGGAGGAAGGCUCACCCUGCCUACCGAGUCCCUCCUGAAUGUCCUCCAGAUGUCCAGAAGGGGGAGUGUCAUGUCAAUUUCAUCAGAAAAGAGCAAAGCUCUUUCAGUUGGGACUGGGGGCCUUCGUUUCCCACGAUGGGACUGUGGAAGGCAGUCCGACUGGAGGCGUUUGAUGUCCUGCAGCUCGUUCACGUUUCCUAUGUUCCUCUAUUCAAUUUCAGUACCUCUCAGUGGAGAGUCCAGGUUGAGCUUCUUCUUGAUGUCGUUCAGACAACAAAUGGCCAAAUCACGCUCUCCAUACCUGAGCUGGACUCAGAGCAAACCUUCCAGGCUCAGUUUCUUCCAGGAAAGGCCAAGAACAGCUUCACCUUACACAUCAACACGAAUAAAAGAGUGAAGCUGUGGUGGCCCAACGGACACGGUGACCAACCUUUUUACCAUCUCACUGUCAGAGGAUUUCAGGACGGGUUUUUAAUCCUGAAUGCAGAAUCUAAGGUGUAUUUUCGCACAGCAGAACUUGUCCAGGAGCCAAUUUCUGGGUCUUUAGGACUGAGCUUUUAUUUCCGCAUCAAUGGGAAACCAGUUUUCCUCAAAGGCUCCAACUGGAUCCCAGCCCACUCCUUCCAGGACCAGGUCACCCCUGCUGUCUUAAGGAACUUGUUGCAGUCGGUGGUGGAUGUGAACAUGAACGUCCUCAGAGUCUGGGGAGGAGGAGUGUAUGAACAGGAUCUCUUCUACAGCAUCUGUGAUGAGAUGGGGAUCAUGGUUUGGCAGGACUUCAUGUUUGCCUGUGCUAUGUAUCCCACCGAGGACGACUUCAUACAGACGGUCAGAGAGGAGGUCAUCCAACAGGUUCAGCGUCUUAAGUCUCAUCCUUCCAUAAUAAUCUGGAGUGGAAACAACGAAAAUGAAGCUGCUCUGGCGACCGACUGGUUCAACAUCCCAGAUUCCCAGAGGCCGACAUACCUGAGAGACUACGUGAAGCUGUAUGUGAGCAACAUCAGGGCAAUAGUGCAAGAGGAGGACCAGAGUCGGCCUUUCCUCGUCUCCAGCCCGACGAAUGGGGCUGAGUCAGAGCAGGAGGGCUGGGUGGCGGCGAACCCUUACGACCCCCUCUACGGGGACACGCAUUUCUACAGCUACACGCCGGACUGCUGGGAUUGGCGGAAUUUCCCCCGAGCGCGUUUCGUCUCCGAGUUCGGCUUCCAGUCCUGGCCUUCCUUUUCCACUCUGCAGCCGGUUUCCAUAAAAGAAGACUGGAGCUACGACAGUCAGUUCGCUUCCCAUCGUCAGCACCACGAGAACGGGAACCAGCAGAUGUUACUGCAGGCUGCUUGGCACUUCAACCUGCCAAACUCCACUGAUCCCCUGAAGAGAUUUACAGAUACAGUCUACAUUACUCAGGUCAUGCAGGCUCAGUGCGUGAAGGCUCAGACCGAGUUUUACCGCCGAAGUCAGAGUGAGAUCUUUGAGGGCAAAGGUCGCACUAUGGGCGCUCUCUACUGGCAGCUCAAUGCUAUCUGGCAGGCGCCUUCCUGGUCAUCGAUCGAGUUUGGCGGGAAGUGGAAAAUGCUGCAUUAUUUCGCACAGGACUUCUUUGCCGCCGUCCUGCCUGUCGGCUUCGAGGAUGACGACACGCUCUUCAUCUACGCCGUCUCAGACCUGAGCCAGGACCUGAAGCUCAGGGCAGUGGUGACCGUGUACUCGUGGACUGAUCUGGAUCCAGUGUGUACACUGAAGUCAGACCUGCUCCUGGUCCCCGGGGGCAGCGCCGCAGCCAUUUUUAAACAGUCAGUCUCCGGCCUGCUGGCGGGAUGUGGACGCUGCACCCGCCUCACCUGCAUUCUCACGUUUCACCUGGAGGACAGCAGCAGCAGCCAGCAGGGCCCCACCAACCACCACUUCCCCUGCUCGCCCAAAGACGCUCAGGGACUCCGGACAGCCAACAUCACAGCCAAAGUGCAGGAGGAUAAGACGGGAUACGCCAUCACCCUCCGCUCUGCUUCCGUGGCUCCUUUCGUGUGGCUCGAUGUGGGCAACAUCCCUGGACGCUUCAGCUCCAACGGCUUCCUGAUGGUCUCAAGAAACAGGACGGUCAGUUUUAACGCGUGGCGACCCACCAGCGUUGCAGAGCUCUCCACAUCCCUCACCAUCACUUCUUUAGUGGACGUAUACUGACCUGAGACCAGCCGGCCAGGAGAGGCAAUAGACUCUGCCUCCAUGACACUGACACUGUGGCUUUGGUUUGAUUUGAGUCACGUUGUUUGGACCGAAGCUGAUGAAGCUCAAUGUUUGAACUUGUUUUCUUGCCAAACAGUCACAGCAGAAAAGUCGUGGAGGAGGACCCGCUUCCUGUGUAGAUAGAAAAAAGACCCGAUUUAAGGCAAAAACACGACAGAACACAACACUCCUUAGCUUCAGGAGAUUGUACACAAAUUACGAAUAUUAUAUGCAAUUUCUGCCAAGAAAUCCAUCCAAACCCUACACACUGAAUCUCUGCGUAAUAAAUAAAAAAACAUCAAGGUGGUUUUUA
Scatophagus argus is the source of this 3159-nucleotide messenger RNA. It is a transcript of the gene manba, whose product is annotated as mannosidase, beta A, lysosomal. Bases 126 to 2804 code for a protein of 892 amino acids. Gene Ontology annotation, molecular function: beta-mannosidase activity. The transcript is spliced from 17 exons. Gene Ontology annotation, biological process: glycoprotein catabolic process; carbohydrate metabolic process. The record is from RefSeq and is a predicted model, not a curated record. NCBI's taxonomy places the organism in Eukaryota, Metazoa, Chordata, Actinopteri, Scatophagidae.